CAACACUCUGCGCAAGGAGAUUCACCAAGAUGAGAAGGAUACGCAAUGCCUCCAGGCCCUCUACCUGACUGAUCCGCGCAAGGACAAGAAGCGCAUCGAGGACACGAAAGGCGGCCUGUUACAAGACGUGUAUCACUGGGUCUUUGACAACUCUGAAUUCCAACAAUGGCGCAAUAGCCUGGACAGCAACCUGCUUUGGAUCAAGGGCGAUCCCGGCAAGGGCAAGACAAUGUUACUCUGCGGUAUUAUCGACGAACUGCAGAGAUCGACUCUGGGAACAGGCCCUCUAUUAUUCUUCUUCUGCCGGGCCAUCGACGAGCGGAUCAACAAUGCCUCCACCAUCCUACGCGGCCUCAUCUACAUGCUCCUCGACCAGCAGCCGUCCCUUAUCCCUCACGUGCGGAAAGAGUACGAGCAUGCAGGAAAAGCACUCUUCGAAGAUGCUAAUCGAUGGGUUGCUUUAUCCGAAAUGUUCAAAUACAUUCUGCAAGACCCAAGGCUGGAGGGCGCCUACCUGGUCAUCGAUGCGCUCGACGAAUGCAUAAGCGGCCGGCGAGAACUUCUCGAAUUUAUCGUCGAGAUGACAUCUACGGUUCCUCACGUCAAGUGGAUUGUCUCCAGUCGCAACUGGCCAGAUAUUGAGAAGAUUCUUAAUGCAGCGACACAGAAAGUACGACUGUGUCUGGAGUUGAACGAAGCAUCCGUCUCCGAGGCCGUUACUGCAUACGUCAGGGUCAAGGCAGAUCGGUUGGCGAAGCGAAAUAAAUACCACCCUGAUACGAAAGAUGAAGUCCAGAAAUAUCUGUCACAAAAUGCACAUGGCACAUUUCUUUGGGUAGCCUUGGUCUGUGACAAACUUGCCGACAUCUCAGGAUGGGACGCUGAAUAUGAGAUGAAGUUGUGUCCGUCCGGACUCGAUGCCCUCUACAGGCGAAUGAUCGACCAGAUUCGGGCCAGGCCACCAAGAAACUCCCAGCGCUGCAAGGAUAUAUUGGCUGUCGUCUCGGCCGUUCUCAGGCCAAUUACAUUGGAUGAACUGCCAUCUCUUGUGGAGAUGGACCCUCGAUAUUCUAGCAGCGACAAAGCUCUAGUGGAAAUCGUAGGGGAAUGCGGUUCUUUUCUUACUCUCCACGAACGUGUUAUCUCGUUCGUCCACCAAUCUGCCAAGGACUUCUUGUUCCAGAAGGCGUCUCAAGAGAUCUUCCCUUUAGAGUUCCUUGGCGCUCCUGGAUCUUCAAUUGUUGACCCCAAACUAUUCGACCCAGACCCGCUGGCUGCAGUACGGUAUGCUUGUGUCUACUGGAUUGAUCAUCUCUACGAUUGGCAGUCACGCAAGAAUACCAAUCACCUAAAUGUGUUCCAGGAUGGCGGUGUCAUCGAUGACUUUCUGAGGCAGCACUAUCUCCACUGGCUCGAAGCUCUCGCACUUUGCAGGAGCAUGUCACAGGGAGUAUUGUCAAUGGCAAAGCUCGAGAGCAUUCUUCAGGUAUAUGCUUCAGCACUUGCCUUCAGCCCUGCCAGAAGCAUGACACGAAAUCUGUACAAGAGGGAAAUGAGGUGGAUUACUGCCGGGCCGGUUGUAGAAGAAGAUUGGAAUGCGUGCACGCAGACGCUCGAGGGGCAUAACGGUUGGGUCAACUCCGUCGCGUUCUCGCCCGACUCGAAGCUCGUUGCGUCCGGAUCAGGCGACAACACCGUCAAGAUCUGGGAUGCAGCGACGGGCACAUGCACGCACACGCUCGCGGGGCAUAGCGGCUGGGUCAGCUCCGUCGCGGUCUCACCUGACUCGAAGCUCGUUGCGUCCGGGUCAGAGGACAACACCGUCAAGAUCUGGGAUGCAGCGACGGGCACAUGCACGCACACGCUCGCGGGGCAUAGCGGUUGGGUCCGGUCCGUCGCGUUCUCACCCGACUCGAAGCUCGUUGCGUCCGGGUCAGACGACAAGACCGUCAAGAUCUGGGAUGCGGUGACGGGCACAUGCUUGCAGACGCUCGCGGGGCAUAGCCGUUCGCAUGAUGUCACGUCCUUGAAGUUGUUUGCCUCCAGGUCAGGUGACUCGAAGCUCUCCUAUCAAUAUGGUAUAAGCUCGGACUGCAGAUGGAUUACAAGGGACUCGGAAAACUGGCUGUGA
This is a messenger RNA of Canariomyces notabilis, 2131 nucleotides long. RefSeq lists its product as uncharacterized. The record is from RefSeq and is a predicted model, not a curated record. Gene Ontology annotation, molecular function: protein binding. NCBI's taxonomy places the organism in Eukaryota, Fungi, Ascomycota, Sordariomycetes, Sordariales, Chaetomiaceae. The annotation marks the transcript as partial. Gene Ontology annotation, cellular component: nucleus. The transcript is spliced from 3 exons.